UUUAUUUAAAAAUAAAUGGUUCUGAUCUAUUUUUUAAUAUAUAUGUCUUACAGUAUAAUUUUAGGCACGGAGAACGAAUUCUAUUUAUGUGUUUUUAAAGGUUAAAUAUUCUUUAAUAGGCUUCUUAGAAAACAUCGCUGCUAGCAGUAGCUUAGCCUCUGCUGCUGUUUUGAUUUUAUUCAUUUACAAAGUUACCGUUGCUUUAUUAUUGUAUUCGAGAACCUAUACCUGCGUCUUUAUUGCAUAUGGAGAUCAUUGAGUUUAAGACAAUUCGUUUAAAACUAAUGUGUGAGGGCAACCAUUAAGCGUCAGUAUAGCGAACGUAAAGGGAAUGACAUUUAAUUCACAGAUAUUUCAGUAGUGUUACUUGAGUUGUCAAAGAUCACCUGGAGAGUAACAGUAAGAUCUAAUACAGAUACAGUUGGGGGCCUGCUGCCACGAUGUCAGACAGUGAUGGUGCAACACAAGAGCCUGCUGGAUUGGAGGGUCUACCACCAAUUUACAGCAUCUUAAAGGGAGAAGUGGUUUCUGUGCAGACUUAUGGAGCUUUUGUCCGUCUGCCAGGAUACAGGAAGGAAGGCCUGGUACAUGUCAGUGAGAUGUCUGCCUCACGGGUGGAGAAGGCCUCAGAAAUAGUGGAUGUUGGGGAACAGGUGUGGAUUAAAGUCAUUGGAAGAGAGAUUCGAGGGGACAAGGUCAAGAUGUCCUUCUCAAUGAAAGCUGUCAAUCAGGGAACAGGGCGAGACUUGGACCCCAACAAUGUCAAUGCAGAGCAAGAUGCCAGGCGACGAAGGCAGUUCAGAGACCAAACUGGAAACAAGAUCACACUGGAGGCCGUACUCAACACCACGUGUUCAAAGUGUGGUUGCAAAGGUCAUUUUACAAAGGACUGUUUCUCUGCCCCGGGGUUGCAAUACGCUCUUUUGCCAGAAGAGGACGACAAAGAGCCACAGCAGCAAAGCUCUGCAUCUGUUCUAAAGCAAGACUCAGACAAAAAGAAGAAGAAAAAGAAGGAGAAGAAAAUGAAGAAGAGGAAGAGAGAGAGAAAGGAGUCAGACAGCGACAGUAGCAGCAGCAGCGGUAGCAGCGAAGACGAAUGUAAAUCCAAGAGGAAGCGUCACAAGCACUCUCAUGACAGAGAGGACAAGAAGAAGAAGAAACACAAGAAACACAAAUCUCAUAAACACAGCUGAUACAGAGACACUUGUACACUUACAGCAGCUUUUGACACAGGUUGUUAAAAAAAGGAGGUGAUUAGAAAAAGACGGGAACUGAACUACAGCUGUGUUUUCUCAGUGAAUCACAAGCUUAUUAAAGGAACUUUUAGUUAAAAAAUGUAAGCAGUGUUGCCAGGACCUUAGAUACUUUUUUUUAGGUCUUUGAAGUUAAAAUGGAAUGCAAAGUUGAGCAAUACCUUGUGGUAAAUUAUAUAUGAAGACACAUGGUAGUUUUCAGUUAUUUGUGUGCUGAGGGAUAGAUUAAAGUCUUGAUGGAAAUGACAUAGCCCUCACUUUGGGGCAGUGGAAUGAAAAUAAGGAUUCAUAUGAUUAGCUGAUGUAUUUUAUUUAUUAAAAAACAUUGCUUUUUGUCAUCUAUGGAUUGUUUUUUAAUUCUUCAUUGGAGGAUUUACAGAUAAGUUAUUGUCCAGUUGGGAGCUCAGCAGGACCAGAUAAUGAAAUACAAGUCUUGCUUCUCCUAAUGAAACCCUGUCUGCCCCAGGGGGGAGGGAUUCAUUCAUCAUAUGUAACCUUAUACCUGUAAACCAUGGCGGUCCCUCCUAAAAUCCAGAUAUUGUACUGAGAUACCAGGUUUCUGAAGCUCUGGGAAACCCAUUAAGCAGAAAUGAGGCAGUGAAGCCAAAUUAUGGGAAGUGAAAAAACACACACACACACAAACACAAGGACAGAG
Messenger RNA from Cynoglossus semilaevis (tongue sole), 1908 nucleotides. It is a transcript of the gene zcchc17, whose product is annotated as zinc finger, CCHC domain containing 17. The record is from RefSeq and is a predicted model, not a curated record. Lineage: Eukaryota; Metazoa; Chordata; Actinopteri; Pleuronectiformes; Cynoglossidae. Gene Ontology annotation, molecular function: zinc ion binding; RNA binding. The coding region runs from base 441 to 1193 and encodes 250 amino acids. The transcript is spliced from 7 exons. Gene Ontology annotation, biological process: RNA stabilization.